Molecule: messenger RNA, 2860 nt
Organism: Cuculus canorus (common cuckoo)
Lineage: Eukaryota; Metazoa; Chordata; Aves; Cuculiformes; Cuculidae
Gene: CEP55
Product: centrosomal protein 55
Exons: 8
Coding region: 245-1618 (457 amino acids)
Biological process (GO): regulation of phosphatidylinositol 3-kinase/protein kinase B signal transduction; mitotic cytokinesis
Source: RefSeq, a predicted model, not a curated record
CGGCUCGGGCGGAAAUGACGAUACAGAGCCGCGGGAUUCAAACUCCCGGAAGUGCAGCCGGAGCCGCUGCUGCCGGGCAGGGUUUCCCCAUUCCCUGCCGAGACUUGGGCCCCCCGGCCCCUCCGCCCCUGGAGCCCCGGCUCCGAGACUGCCCGAGCCUCGCUGUAGCGGAGUCGGAAGCCGCCUCCUGCCUGGUGAUAAGCGGUCGCCGCUCGUACCGCUGAAGUUUGAGAGUUGCUUGAAGAUGAAUGCCAAGACCGCCAAAGAGAUAAUUAUUGGGAAGUGGGGCUUAAAGUCGGGUGGCGCCAGAGCCGAGGGUGAUCUCGAGAAGCAAGAGCAGGAGGACGUGGCGCUGAGAAAGCCCACGGAGAAAGCUGUGAAGUGGAAGAGCGGAGCUGAUGUGGAGCGGAGCGGGCUCCGAGAGAAAAUACUUUCCCUUGAAAAAGAAAAAGUAAAACACAGCCAUCUCCUUGGAGAGAAGGACAAGGAAAUCCAAAACCUGAAAGACAAGCUUAGAUCCAAAACAAAGAAUAGUGAAGUCUCCUCAUUACGAAGUCAAUUAGAGGAAAAAACGAAGGAAGCAGAAAAGAGAGAACAGUUACUUCAUUCUCUAUCAGAAGAAAUUAACAGGUUAAAAUGUAGUUUAUCCACCGUUACUGCAAAAUGUUCUGUGCUCGAAAGCAGAGCCGGUACUUCUCAGGCAUCCCAGGAAGCUGUAACAAACAGCACUGGAUCACCAGCUAAUCUUUAUGAAGUUGAAAACCAACUGAAAGAUGCUCUUGAGAAAAACCAGCAGUGGCUAUUGUAUGACCAGCAACGUGAAGCAUAUGUCAGGGGACUUCUUGGAAGGAUCUUUGAACUUGAGCAGAAGUCACAAAUAGUUAGCCAACAAGAAUCUAAAGAAUUCAGUUCACAAGGUUGUCUACAAGAGGAAAAGCAAAAAUAUUAUGACCCGCUGUUACUAACUGCUAAGAAUGAUCUUGAGACUGAAAGACACACUGUAACCCAGCUGAGAUCUGAACUUAAGGAACUGCAAAAGAAGCAUGAAGAAACACAACUAGAAAUGUCAAGUUUAAAUGGCUUAUUGCAGCCGCAACACGUUGAUGAAAUGAAGACUCUAGAAAUUGAAAAUAAAAUGAAAGAAGAGAAAGUGCAGAGACUAAAACAAGAAAAUGAAAGCAUUAAAGAACAGCUCAGAGAGGAAAAGAAAAAGUCUGAAGCUCUUUUAUGUCAGGUGCAACUUCUUCAUAAAUCAUUGCUUAAACAGCAGGAGGAACACACUAGGAUAGCUUUGCUGGAACAGCAGAUCCAGAUAUGCACCACCGACUUUGAGAAUGAAAAGCUCGAUCGCCAGAACUUGCAGUAUCAGUUAAACAAAGUCCUUAAGGAGCUGCGGAAGGCCAGGGAGCAAAUAACUCGCCUGGAACCUCUGAAACUCCAGGAAUAUGGACGUGUGGAACCACAAGAAGAGAAGCUGACCACCCAUGACAAAAGUCCUUCCCUGAAACAUACAGGCCUUCUUGACGAAAGUUUUCUUGAGUGUCCCAAAUGUAAAGUGCAGUAUCCGACAAGUCAGCACAGAGAAUUGCUAGCACAUAUCGAUUUUUGUACAGCUUGAGCUCCAAAUGGACUGACUAUAUUUGAUUUAUACACACUGCCAAUAUGCUUUUCUAUGAAGACAAAAGAUAUUUUUAAAACUUUAUUCUUAAGGUUGUAUAAAGGACUACUAGUUUUACUAUUCAGCUCCACAAAAACAUUACAAUAAUUUAUUUGACCUCAAAUAUUUAACUUUAUGUUCUUGCAGAAAACAGCAACUGCAUUUUUGUUUGCAAAUGGAAAUAUUUUUUAAAUUAGGACUAUCUUAAAAUAGUAAACUACUGGCUUUUUUUUUUCCAGUCUUAAAAAUGAGAACAGUAAAAGCACACCUAUUGUGUGUCAAACUUUAAUGUUUGAACUUUCCAGUUCUUGGCUGGUGAAUCUUGAUGAUUGUGCUUGUACCAUAACUGACAGUAACAGCUGCAUAGGAGUUUUGACCCUAAGUAGGUGCACUAUAUAUAUAUAUAUUUAUAUCUACAUGGGAUGUUUGUAUGUAUAGUGUAUAAUAUACCCAUAUGUGCCACAUACAUGUAUAAUGUAUCACCAUCUUGAUACAUUAAAACUCAGGAAGGUCAUGUUAAGAGGUCUUUGCUGCUUAAGAUUCAUAUUGGGAACAUCAGUCAUAAGUAAUUUGUUUUCAUGAACCACAGUCAAGGGUGACUCCGAGCGCAUAUAAAAAUGCUGACCAGGGUUUAAGUUCUUCUCAAAAAAAUGUCAUUGGGAAGAUAAACUUCCUAGCAAAUAGAAACUGUAUUGGUAUAGAAAAAAGUUUACAUUUCAGACAAUGCCAGAGACCAUUUUUAAAGUUUGGAUAUAGAAUUUUCCUAAAGUAAACUUGUUUGCAUUGAUGUGUUUUAGAGGUUAAAGUUGGGAAAUGUCAGUUAUUCAAUCUGCUACAUACAACAAAUGUCUCGAUUUAAAACUGUGUUUUUUAAUAAAUGAUUUGAAGUGUCACUGUAUUUUGGUAUGAAUACAGAAAGCAAGUUAGCUAUCAAUUCUUGAACAAAUUAGAAACUGGCAAAAAAAUCCCUUAUGGAUUUCCAGUCGCAGUGGUCUUUUCCUCUAGUACCUACUAUAGACCUGGAUCUAUUAUUAGCACUUUGCUACUUGCACCUGUAGUUAAAGUCCAACAAGCAGUUCUUUCCACAAAACUUAAAGGAAAUUUUACAAAGAUAAUUAGUUAAGAUAAAUUUGCCUCUAUAACAAGAGGUGGUGUACUGAUUCUGACUGCUGACUAGUAUCAACUUUUUCCAUCACACCUUGC